AUGCCUCCCCGUAAAAGGCCUCAGGCUGUUGCUGCCAGCGCUCGAGCAAAGGCAUCAGAGUCUGCCGCCAAAGCAGCCGCUGCCGAAGCAGAAAAGCAAAAAGCCGCCUCCCUGUCCAACCCGCCGCCUGCGCCGGAAAAGUCCGCGGAGGAGAAUGCUCAGUCGCAAAAUCAGCAGGGAGAAGAUUCGCAUACGUCCUACCGCCAUCGGGAUCCAUUCGACGCUCUCCUCGAACCUUUCUACUACAAUAAAUCUCUCACGGAUCCCAUCAAUACCGCCAAGGAUAAAUGGAACCUGUUGCCCGCAUUCCUGAAGGUCAAAGGGCUGGUGAAGCAACAUAUUGACUCAUACAACUACCUCGUCGAAGUGCAGCUGAAAAAGAUCGUGGAGUCCAGCUCAACUAUCCGCAGUGAUGUGGACCACAAUUUCUACAUCAAGUUUACCGACAUUUACCUUGGGGCGCCGCGACGUGCCGACGAGCCGCAGGAUGUUGGGGUUGCCUUUGAUGGAUCGUCGGUGUCUCCCCAAGAGUGCCGACUUCGAGACACAACGUACGCGGCACCCAUUCAAGUCGAUUUCGAGUAUCUCCGUGGUCGCCAAAGGGUGAAGAAAAUUGGUGUCUGCAUUGGAAGAAUGCCGGUCAUGCUUCGCAGUUCUAAAUGUGUUCUGUCUAACAAGUCGCCGGCGGAGAUGACCGUGCUCAACGAAUGUCCCCUGGAUCCCGGUGGUUACUUCAUCGUCAACGGAACGGAAAAGGUCAUUCUUGUUCAAGAACAGUUGAGCAAAAACAGAAUUAUCGUCGAAACAGACCCCAAGAAGGAAAUUGUUCAAGCAUCUGUUACCAGUUCUUCCAACGAGCGCAAGUCGAAAAGUUAUAUCAUUCUCAAGAAAGACAAGCUUUAUGUGAAGCACAACGUUCUAAACGAAGACAUUCCCAUCGUUAUUCUACUGAAGGCCAUGGGAAUUCACACCGAUAAAGAGAUGAUGCUUCUCGUCGCUGGAAUUGACAAGGUGUACCAAGAGGACUUUGCGAUUAACUUCGAGGAGGCCAUCAAGCUUGGUAUUUACACACAGCAGCAGGCUUUGGACUGGAUCGGUGCCCGUAUCAAAAUCAACCGCAAGCAAAUGUCAUACCGUCGAACUCACGUGCAGGAAGCCGUAGAGGCCAUUGCAUCCGUGAUCAUCUCGCACAUCGAGGUCAAUGAUAUGGACUUCCGGCCCAAGGCCAUCUAUGUUGCGCACAUGGCUCGCCGUGUACUCAUGGCUAAGAACGACUCUUCGCUUGUGGAUGACCGCGACUACCUUGGAAACAAACGGCUGGAAUUAGCUGGUCAGCUGUUGGCGUUGCUUUUCGAAGAUUUGUUCAAGAAGUUCUGCUUUGACAUCAAGAUGAACGUUGAUAAGGUCUUGAACAAGCGUAAUCGGGCUGAAGCAUUUGACGCCUGGAGUGUUAUGAGCAUGCACAGCAAUCAUAUCACUCAGGGUAUGAAUCGCGCUAUCUCCACUGGUAACUGGAGCUUGAAGCGUUUCCGUAUGGAAAGGGCUGGUGUCACCCACGUGCUCAGUCGACUGAGUUAUAUCGCCGCACUGGGUAUGAUGACCCGUAUCAGCAGUCAGUUCGAAAAGACCCGCAAGGUCAGUGGACCCAGAGCUUUACAGCCAUCGCAAUUCGGUAUGCUUUGUCCAGCAGAUACUCCAGAAGGUGAAGCCUGCGGUCUUGUUAAGAACCUUGCGCUUAUGACACACAUCACCACAAACGACGAGGAGGGCCCCGUCAAGAACUUGGUUUUCAUGCUGGGAGCCGAAGAUAUCGCAACGGUGGGUGGAAAGGAGCUGUAUGGGCCUGGAUGCUAUACGAUUUCGAUCAACGGAACGCCGAUGGCACUCACUCGCCGCCCGAAAUUCUUCCUGAACUCCUUCCGAAGACUGCGCCGGAUGGGCCGGAUCUCCGAGUUCGUCAGUAUCUACAUCAACCACCACCAGCGGGCCGUCCACGUUGCCACCGAUGACGGGCGAAUUUGCAGACCUUUGAUUGUUGUCGAGAAUGGGAAGUCUCGCGUGAAUGCAGAGCACUUGAGCAAGUUGCGCGAGGGUACAAUGGAAUUUGACGACUUCCUUGCUCAAGGAUUGGUAGAAUAUCUUGAUGUCAACGAGGAGAACGACUCACUUAUCUCCAUUUACGAGAAAGACAUCAGCGAGACAACCACACAUUUGGAGAUCGAGCCGUUCACUGUUCUUGGUGCUGUGGCCGGUCUAAUUCCGUAUCCACAUCACAACCAGUCGCCUCGAAACACUUACCAAUGUGCCAUGGGUAAACAAGCUAUUGGCGCAAUUGCAUCGAACCAGUUCCUCCGUAUUGAUUCCAUCCUUUACCUUAUGGUGUACCCUCAGAAACCGAUGGUCAAAUCCCGCACGAUCGAAUUGACAAAGUACGACCAUCUCCCCGCUGGACAAAACGCCAUUGUCGCGGUCAUGAGUUACUCCGGAUACGAUAUUGAGGAUGCGCUGGUAUUGAACAAGGGCUCUGUUGACCGUGGAUUUGGACGUUGCCAGGUGUUUAAGAAGCAGGUUACCAACCUGAAGAGUUACUCCAAUGGCACGAAAGAUCGAUUGAGCCCGCCCCAGUAUGAAAAUGACGCUCCUAUCCGAAAGCAUGCUCUCCUUGAAGGGGAUGGUCUGGCUUCGGUUGGUGAACAAGUCAACGCAGGCGAGGUCUACAUCAACAAGGCUACUCCUGAUCAAUCGCACGGCUCCGGAAUCACCGGCUCUGACGUUGGUCGACCGGUCCAAUACAUGCCAACUCCCAUGACCUAUAAGCUCCCUGACCCGGCGUACAUUGAUCAGGUCAUGGUCUCCGUCACCGAAAACGAGAACCAGCUUGUCAAGGUGCUCACCCGUCAAACGCGUCGGCCCGAAGUCGGUGACAAGUUCUCAUCCCGUCACGGACAGAAGGGUGUCGUGGGUAUCAUCGCGGAUCAGGCCGACAUGCCCUUCACCGACCAAGGAAUCAACCCUGACAUUAUCAUGAACCCCCACGGUUUCCCCUCUCGAAUGACAGUCGGAAAAAUGCUUGAGCUGGUCGCCGGUAAGGCCGGCGUCCUUUCGGGUCAGCACGGCUACGGCACCUGCUUCGGUGGCAGUCCCGUCCAGGAGAUGUCGCAGAUCCUCAUCGACAAGGGAUUCAGCUACGGUGGCAAGGACUACCUCACGUCCGGUAUCACCGGUGAAGCUCUCCCCUUCUACGUCUUCACCGGUCCCAUCUACUACCAGAAGUUGAAACACAUGGUUCAGGAUAAGAUGCACUCCCGUGCGCGAGGCCCUCGCGCCAUUCUCACCCGCCAACCCACGGAAGGUCGUUCUCGAGACGGUGGUCUACGUCUCGGUGAGAUGGAACGUGACUGUCUGAUCGCGUACGGAACGAGUCAGCUGUUGCUCGAGCGACUGAUGAUUUCGUCUGACCGUCACGAAAUCGACGUCUGCGAGCAGUGCGGCUUCAUGGGCUACCUGAACUGGUGUCAGCGGUGCAAGUCUUCUCGCAGCGUGGUCAAGAUGGUUAUUCCGUACGCGGCUAAGCUGCUAAUUCAGGAAUUGAUGAGUAUGAACGUUACGGCUCGGUUGAAGCUUGAGGACGAGUUUCCCGAGAUGAAGGGACGGUAA
This is a messenger RNA of Aspergillus melleus, 3657 nucleotides long. It is a transcript of the gene rpc2, whose product is annotated as DNA-directed RNA polymerase III core subunit RET1. Lineage: Eukaryota; Fungi; Ascomycota; Eurotiomycetes; Eurotiales; Aspergillaceae. Gene Ontology annotation, molecular function: DNA binding; DNA-directed RNA polymerase activity; ribonucleoside binding. The transcript is spliced from 3 exons. Bases 1 to 3657 code for a protein of 1218 amino acids. The record is from RefSeq and is a predicted model, not a curated record. Gene Ontology annotation, biological process: DNA-templated transcription. Gene Ontology annotation, cellular component: RNA polymerase III complex.